Molecule: messenger RNA, 1093 nt
Organism: Tachysurus vachellii
Lineage: Eukaryota; Metazoa; Chordata; Actinopteri; Siluriformes; Bagridae
Product: transcription elongation factor A N-terminal and central domain-containing protein
Exons: 2
Coding region: 62-1072 (336 amino acids)
Biological process (GO): DNA-templated transcription
Cellular component (GO): nucleus
Source: RefSeq, a predicted model, not a curated record
UUUUUUUGCCGAGAACCAAAACAAACAUGGCGGCUUGGAUUUGAUAUUAAUCGAUGCGAAAAUGGAGAUAAAGGAAAUUACACGAAUGGCGAUACAAAUAGAGAAAUUUCACAAAGAUGGAAAUUAUGAAGACAUUUUAUGUUUAUUAACAGACAUUUACAGCACACAUGUGACAUUAGCGCAGCUACAGACCACUGAUAUUGGCAAAAGCAUUUAUCAACUUAUAAAGUCAUGUCCUGUAGCCAGUGUUCGGAAAAGAGGAAAGGGUGUGCUCUCAAAAUGGAAGUGUUUGUAUGGUUCACCACAUGAACACAAACAUAUCAAAGAUACAAGUAAUACAAAAGAAUGUGAAUCAACUGAAGAUAAAGCAGGUGCAUCCAAAAGGGACCUAGAUCAAAAAGUGAAUGACCAAGAGUCGGGUGAAUCAUCUUCUGUGAGAGAUGCUUCUUUAAAUAAUACGACUGUUCACCCUCCAGAAGAUGAUUUGAGAACACCCUUAACAGUUCCGUCUCUGAACAACAGCUCCACAAACUCCUCAGUCUUGAGAAACAAGUGUGUAGAGCUCCUUAUCCAGGCUCUAAACCCAGAUCAGACUUACCCUGAUCUGACGAGUCAGCUAGCUCACACUAUUGAAACACACAUAGACACCAUCCAUGGCCACAAUCUACCCAAAUACAAAUCCUGCAUAAGAAGCAAGGUGGCCAACCUGAAGAACCCAAAGAACCCACAUCUGCGCCAGGGUCUUCUGAGUGGCACAUUGGCUCCAGAGGUAUUUGCAAAGAUGUCUGCCCAGGAGAUGGCUGGUGAUGAGUUGCGCCAGCUCAGACAGGGCUACACGGCAGCGGGCAUCAGCGAGCGCCAGCUGCCACAAGGAUUGGAGGGGACUGCCACUUCAAAGGUGCGAUGCCAGCACUGUGAUGGGAUGGACUGCAGGGUGACGCAGAUCUCCCGUGGCACACUUUUCCUCCCCUCCUGGGUGAAGAGAGGUAGUGACGAUGAACAAGCAAUGACCUUUAUGACUUGUGCUAACUGUGGGGCACAGUGGUACCAUAACCGGUGGGUGUGCUUUUGACUUGACCCUGAAGACAUUGAA